Molecule: messenger RNA, 2124 nt
Organism: Mesorhabditis belari
Lineage: Eukaryota; Metazoa; Nematoda; Chromadorea; Rhabditida; Rhabditidae
Source: the annotation of a GenBank genome assembly
AAACCGGUCUCUGCAAGAUUAUUAAUGGCCACAGCGACGGCGAACAACUUGAUGGACGAGGUGUUCAACCCACCAAUUGAUCAAUUCGCUCUUCCCAGAGAUCACACAUCUUCUCAUGGAUCACAUCAACAUGCGGCUCAAUUAGCCCGUCAUGACUCAAACAUUUCUCAUCAAUCUCGUCGCUCGGAGAUCAGUCAAUCCUCGAGAGUCAGCAAUAACAACGGAUAUCAUAACGGAUAUGCGGCCAUCGGCGGAGGUGCUCGUCCUCGUGAACCCUCGCAACGCUCAGCUCAACCAUCGGUCGUCAGCGAAGAUAUUCUCAAUCAGAUCUUCUCCAACGUUCACCUAGCUCCCGUCGAGUACACCAACACUCCACGCAGUUACGAGCAAGAGGCAAUGCGCCACAUCGACGAGGUGCUCCAGCACGAGUCUGAGACUCCUGAGCCAGCGAGUCCAGCUCCACAGAGCCGUCGUUCUUCUCAACACUCGCAGCACUCGCGCCAUUCACACCAUUCGGGCGCACGCGGCAUUCACAUGCCCGAUCUACACAUCGAUGAAGAUGAUCACUUCCAUCAUCAUGCUCAACAGUCUCCGCAUGGAUACAGAGAUCGUGUGCACACUGGAGAGUCAACUCUCAGCGGACGCUCGGAUGCUUCGACUUUGAAGGGUCACGAGUCGGAGGAGUACGACACUUUCCAUCCACAACUUGAGCCGAGAAGGAACUUUGAUCGAGUUCGUCGAGGAUCAGAGAUGACUAUCGAUUCGUCGGUCUCAAUGACUGAAAGUCGCUUUGGAGACUUUCCCGUGCAUGAUUCUGAGGGACACAUGCAAAGCCAAGAAGUAAACCUUGAGCAUGAUGAGGUUGCUUAUGAGCGCAUUAAGAAGAAGAAGUCGCCAAUGGUAGCUGAUGUUCCAACUGGACCAGUGCACACUGGAGACACCUGGAGACUCCGUCAGCUCAACGAUGAGCUGAACAGUGCUAGACACAGACAAACGAUUCUUGAACAACGUGUCCGUCAAGAGCAAAAAGAGGUAGACGAGCUCCGUCGACGACAACCAUCUCACCAGCAAUCUCGUCACACCACUAGGACAAACUCUCAAGGCUCUCAUCAACACAAUAACAAUCAGCAUCACUACGAUGAUCACCAUCAAUAUGAUGCUAUUCAUCACAGCAGAACCAGCACGAUCUACUCAGAGAUUAGACCUGCUAGUGUUCAAAAAUCAGUCAGUGGUGACUCGAUUGUUGAAGAAGUGGUUGGCAUCAGUCAAGUGGCUGAACGGGUCAAAGAUCAUGGACAAAUUGUCAAUCGCGUAAACGGAAUCGAUUUGAUUAUCCCGUAUCAUGAGGUGGUUCAAGGAUACGCAAAGAACCCCAAAGUUCGUAAAGUGGUCUUUGGUGGAGCGCUUGCUGCAAGUCCGGAAGAUAAAACCGUGCUCUUGUUUGGCCCAGUUGGCGCUGGGAAGAGCACCUUGAUCGACUCGAUUCUUGAUUAUCUUUACGAUGUGCGACGGGAAAAUGAAUUCCGCUUUGUGGCCACCGCAAAUCACGCACCAACUACCGAAUUGACCGUUUACGAGUUCAACAACACGAUUUUUCCAUUCAAAGUGACUAUUGUGGAUACACCCGGAAUUCCUGAUGUAAAAGGAAACAAAGUGUGCUCGAGUCUCAUUCAACAUUGGCUUAAAACGGAACUCUUGGCUUCGGGUGCUUUCCGUCUUGACGCGAUCUCGAUCGUUCUCACUCAUGACGAAGUCAAUCUUGGAUGGCCGUUCAUUUAUGAACUAGCUGCUGUGAGACAAAUGUUCGGUGGUGACUUGAAGACGAAUGUUCUCCCGAUCAUCACGCAUUCUGAGGUUCUUCCCCAACCACUCGCCAUUCGCUCACUCGCUCAAGCCAACAUUGCUUUUGUUGAAUAUUACAAGGUUAACAACUCCGGUUUCUUCGCCGAUCCACAUGGUGUUCCAAAAUUGAAGCACAAUCUUUUCUUCAAGCAUGGAAUUGCUUCACUUGAGCUUUUCUUCAGAGACUUGCAAGAAAUGAUCCAUCCACUUCUCGCCGUUCUCCGACACCAGAGCCCAGCUGGUGGACCAAAGAGUCCUGUCUUCGAAAAUGCUGAUUUAUAC